GGGAGGCAACUGUGUCGAGGGAGAUGUUUUCUCUCCACAUUGAUGUAAGCGGCCGCUGUCAAUUUGGAACCACCUCUGAGCCCAAAUUUUCGACUUUGUAGGUAUAUUUUGGAGCGAUCACACCUAUACAACUGUGGUGAAACAAUGGCAGCCUCUGGAGGUGAGAUUCUAGAGGGAUUCCUGUGCCCUAUGUGUAUGAAGGAUCUAGGCACACCGUCCCAGCUACAGUCCCACUUUGAGGAAGCACACAGUACUGAAGAUAAGGCUACACUCAACCAAUUAAGAGGCCUGUUUGACAAAGCCAAGAAGAAGUUUUUGGGCGAUAAAGAGGUAGAGGUGGCUGUAGAGAGUGGGCAUUUAGGCUCCAAUAGUGUACUGACCAAGUCAACCAACCUGUACAAUGUGGACUAUUGGCAGCCACAGGACAUUGGUGCCAUACGUAGUCAGACGGACUACUUUCGCAGUGUUCGUGACACCCGUGUUGACAAGUAUGUAGUGCAGACUAACAAGCUACUGAUCCGUUUGGACAAGCUUAUUGCUGCAGACGCCCCUACAGAUUCUGGGAAGAGGAAAGCGUUUGAGAAGAGCGUUGUGCACUGGCAGCCUGACAACGAGGUCAACAUAUGCCGGUUUUGUAACCGAUCGUUCAGCAUGACACGACGACGCCACCAUUGUAGACUAUGUGGAGGAAUAAUGUGUGACCGCUGUUCUCAGUUUCUUACACACGCAUAUGCAAAAAAGCUUACCAAUCCUGCCUUCAGCUUUGACUCUGGUCGUGAGCAGGGUUUCCUGAAGCGUUCCAGCAGUAACUCUAGUCUCAACUCCAUGUUCAGCUCAGAGGGUGACCCCCACAUCCGGUCCUGUGAUGAUUGCAGAAAACUGCUUGAGAGACGAGACCUUCAGAUGGAGCAGCGAAACACCAAGUCCACUAUUGUGCUUUUAUAUGAGAAACUGAAGUUUCUUAUAGAAGAGUGUGAGGCCCUGCUUGCCAAGUACUUGCCGAUGGUGGAGUCUCUGAGUUCCGGUGAAUCUACCUAUAAGCUGCAGGAAGCUCAGCUCAAACGUACUGAGCUGGUCCAGAAAUACCAUCAUAUUGAUGAAAUCAGUAAAAGGAUAUCUACGUUAAAUAAUAACUUAGAAGAACGUGUGUCACACAAGCAAGACCAGCUUCAAAAAUCUAUCCGGACCAAUGCCUCAAACGUCAUGCAAGAAAAUAUGAUGGGUCCACAGAACCUACCCUCAGAGGAACAUUCUGGUGAAUCUACCUAUAGGCUGCAGGAAGCUCAGCUCAAACGUACUGAGCUGGUCCAGAAAUACGAUCAUAUUGAUGAAAUCAGUAAAAGGAUAUCUACGUUAAAUAAUGACUUAGAAGAAAGUGUGUCACACAAGCAAGACCAGCUUCAGAAAUCUAUCCGGACCAAUGCCUCAAACUUCAUGCAAGAAAAUAUGAUGGGUCUACAGAACCUACCCUCAGAGGAACAUGCGGGUGAAUUUACCUAUAGGCUGCAGGAAGCUCAAGUUAAGUUUAAAGAGCUGGUCAAGAAAUAUGGUCAUAUUGAAAAAAUCAGUAAUAGAAUAGAUACCUUAAAUAAUGACUCAGAAGAAAGUGUUUCACACAAGCAAGACCAGCUGCAAAAAUCUAUCCAGACCUAUGCCUCAAACUUCAUACUAGAAAAUAUGAUGGGUCUACAGGACCUACCCUCGGAGGAACAGUACGCCAUUUUGCCAAAACGCAAUACCAAAGAGGUUCAGAGACGCAUAGAAAAUGAAAGAUUAGCUGUUUUGCAGGCGCGAGAGCAAGAGAAACGAAACCAGGAAAAGAUUUCUAUGACAGGGAAAGAUCCAGAAUCGUCUGGUGAAAGGUCAGGUGCCAAAACCCAUGUCCGGAAUAGCAGUUACGGGUGGAAGCCCUCAGAGCAUUCAGUCAGAGAGUCAAUUGAGGAUCCAAUGCUGCAACAGAUGGACAUCAUACGUGGGUAUAUCGAAGAGGCAAAAAUGGCGCAGAAGUGGGACGAGAAACUGAAGUUUCUUAUAGAAGAGUGUGAGGCCCUGCUUGCCAAGUACUUGCCGAUGGUGGAGUCUCUGAGUGUGGGUGAAUCAACCUAUAGGCUGCAGGAAGCUCAGGUUAAACGUACAGAGCUGGUCCAGAAAUAUGAUCAUAUUGAUAAAAUCAGUAAAAGGAUAUCUACCUUGAAUAAUGACUCAGAAGAAAGUGUGUCACAUAAGCAGGACCAGCUGCAGAAAUCUAUCCGGACCUAUGCCUCAAACUUCAUUCAAGAAAAUAUGAUGGGCCUACAGAACCUACCCUCGGAAGAACAGUACGCUAUUUUGCAAAAACGCAAAGCCUCCCAGGUUCAGGAACGUAUAACAAAGGAAAGAGAAGCUGUUUUGCAGGCGCAAGAGCAAGAGAAGCGAAACCAGGAUAAGAUAUCUACGCCAGGGAAAGAUCCAGAAUCGUCUGGGGAAAGGUCAGGUGCCAACACCCACAUCCGGAACAGUAGUUAUGGGUGGAAGCCCUCAGAGCAUUCAGUCAGAGAGUCGAUGGAGGAUCCAAUGCUGCAACAGAUGGACAUCAUACGUGGGUAUAUCAAAGAGGCAAAAAUGGCGCAGAAGUGGGACGAGGUGAAAUUGUUGGAACAGAAUUUACUGGAUUUGAAACGGGAGUUUUCUAGUCAACAAAAGCAGACCUGGUCUUAAUCUAUAGUUGUUCUUGCUUCCUCAGUUAGAAUAAUUUAUAGACUAUUUAUUCCUUUGAUUAAAUGUAAUUUGUAUUGAUAUCUAGGAAAUUAGUGUGCAUUUUUAAAGGACAAUGCAUUUUGUAUUAUUGUUAUUAUAUGUGUUUUUUAUGCUUUUAUAUGUAAUCUUUAAAUAUUGUUUCUAUUAAACAAGAGAAUAAAACAAGAAAAAAAGAAUAAUUUGUAGGAAGGUGCUCCAUUUAUGUUUUUAUAAACCUGAAAGCCUUUGAUAAAGUUUUUGAUUGCCAAAUUUUAGCCGUAAGUGAGAACAUCUCCUAGUUAGUUUUUACUGAAAGCGUAUAUAAUCACAAUUUUGUACCACAUUGUAUUAUAUGUUGUAAUAUUGUGCAAUACUUGUCUCUUUUGUGUUAAACCUGUGCAAAUAACACACAUUUUUAACGAAUGUUUCAUAUUUAAUAUACUUAAUUAUAUUUAAGUGUAUUUGGGAUGUUUAUGGAGCUUUAAUUUAUGUAAAAUGGCAAAUAAUAAUAUUGUAAAAAAACGUGCAUGUUAAUUGUAAUUAUGGUAACAUUACUAAAUGUUGAAUGUAAAAAUCAAAGAAAUGUUAAUAUGUUGAAUACAGCCUGUGCUGCACAAAACCACUGACUCAUCAGCUGGGAGCCGCCCAUCAACAAGUGUUUCAUCCUUAAAUCCCAGGACACUCUCCGGGCGGUGGAACCGCAGUGCUGAUCAGGCACUACGGGUCAGUGGUUAGCUGCCAGCUCUUCUCCUCCCUCUUGAUCCAUAGCCAACUAGACGCUCUCUCUGCUGCUUGACCCAGUCUCCCAACAGCUUUCUUUCUCUCUCCUCCUCUGAUUCCUAGGGCACUUAGCAUCCUCCACAGUGAUUGUGCGGGAAAGCCUCUGGCGCCAAUUUCGAUCGGGAACAGCCAUGUUUUCCAACCGCGGCUCACUGCACUGGUCUAAGAGAUCAGUGUAUUUGGCUUUCUUUCGCUCAUAUGCCAUGUCGCACCUUGAUUCCCAUGGGACGGUGAGUUCAAUAGUCACCAGCUUCUUGUGUUUGGUGGACCAUAUCACUAUGUCAGGCCUCAGUGUAGUUUGGACGAUCUCGGGGAAGACCAGCUUCUUCCCUAAGUCGACUUUCAUCUCCCAUUGGCCAGAUUCAUCUAAGAUCGACGUGUUUCUAGGAGCUUGCUUUGUGCUUGUUUUCCCUGCCUUGACAAAGUUGAUCUUUGUAGAUGCUGUUUUCUUUGCUGUUCUUUUCUUCCUUCUCUCGCGCUCAAGUACAUCUGCUAACUCCUUAAGGACAGCAUCGUGUCUCCAUCUGUAGCGGCCCUGUGUCAGCGAAGUCUGACAUGAUGACAGGAUGUGUUCCAUGGUGCAUGGCUUGUUACAAAGACUGCAUCUUGGGUCUUCCACUAGACCCCAUCUGUGAAGGUUGGUUGGGGAUGGCAGCAGGUCGUAAACUGACCUUAACAGGAAUUUGAGUCUUAGCGGCUCAUACUGCCAGAUGUCUGCCCAAGUUAACUUCCUCUCUGUUGUUGUCCAUUUGUUCCAUGCACAUUGUCCUCCCAUUUCAACUGAUCGGGCUCUUCUGCUCUCCUCUUCGCUCACCCUGAUUUCCUUCUGCACCAUCUGACUCCUCUCUCUUUUAUCUGCCGUGCUCCAUCGCUGUGGUUUUAUCAUACCAAGCCCUUGUCUGCCCUCCGUAGUAGUUCCGACGAUGUCUUUGGUUUCAUAGGAGAUUUCUUUUAAAGUAUUCACCGUAAACAUACAAGUAAAUCAUGGGAAUAAUAAAAUCAAGGAUCAUUUACUGUUGCUUUUGGAAUACUUAUUAAUCAAAAUUUGAUGGUGUCCCAAUACAAUAAAAAAUAUAUUUUUAUUUGGUGCUCACCUGAAUAAGUAAGUCUUUAUUUGCUUGUCUAUUGUUCUAGUCUAUUGUUCCUUGUAUCAAUUUCAUGACCUUGUUUUGGGAAGAAACUUUUACAAUUCCAUUAUAAUAAUGUUAUUAUAAAUUAUAUAUCCUGCUUGCACUCAAGCUGUUUCCUCAAUGUUUAUAUACAUGUAUAUACAUGAAUAUUGAUAUACCAAGUUAUUAAACAAUAGCAAAACGUUAAAGUGUGCCUGCUUAAAAUUAGACAAGUUGCAUUUUUAAAAUAUUUUUUUUCAGGCUUUUUUGUUUAUAUACUGUAGAAGUAUAUGGUUAAAAUAUUGCAAAUUUGUGUAAAACAUUUCUGCAAAGCAUGCUUCAGCUUCAAUUUAAUAUAAAACAAAAUUGUACCUAAUAUUUUCCAAUACAAGAUUACUGAUGAUAUGAAAAAAAUCAGGCUGGAUAUAUGUAUCAGGAGAAUAUUUUUGUCCAACAAAGAUUGAUUUUAAAAUUGCUUGGCAGAAGCAAUCCUCAUGUCAAUGACAAUAAUCAGGUCUCAUAUAAAGGCCACAAUUGAAUGCAAAAAGUCAAUUUUUAAAAUAAUCCUUUGUAAGAAGCCUAAUUUGCCCAGCAUGGACAGAUUUCAAAUUACUAAUUACUUGGUAGAAGUGAUGAGUAAAAAAAACAGGCUCAGGGUCCAUGUCACAAAUCAAGGUCAAACAAGAAAAGUAAGAAUACAUUAUAAUUUUUUCCAAAUCAGAACUCUGGUCCAGCAUGGAUGGAUUUUCAAACAACUCCGCCGUAUCAUGAGUUAUAGUUUUGCCAGUUCCCUAGUUCCAAGUUUAAGGUCACAAUCCAAUUUUGUUUAUACCCACACCUUAUAGUUGUUUGUCCAAAGGUUAACAGUAGAUCAAUUUCUCUGUGCAGUCAUGUUCUUUUGUUUACUAUUACAUAUGUAAACGCAUGGUUGGUCAACUCAGCAAUUGAUUUACGUGUGUCUAUGAGUUAAUUAAGAGUCAAAACUGGAAUGUUAUUACUUAAUUCCAUGCAAUCUCAUUUGAGCAUCAUUAUGUACUCCUGCACGGGUAUAAGCAUCAUAUUUUGUAUAUCAAUAAUAAUUCUAAUUGCAUUUAUAUAUAAACGUGUUGGCACAGAUAAAAACAAUAAAUAUCAAGUUUUUAACCUGGCACGUGUGUGAUUAUGUUUUAAUUAGUGUUUUUUUUUUGUCUUAACAUGUUGUGGAAUUGUUUUUUCAGGUAUUGUAAAGGCUGCUAUUUUGUGAUAAAUUAUAUUUCUUCAUUUAAUAUGCAACUAUUAUUGUUUUAAGAUUUUUAAGCUUGAUUGUUAUGCUUUCACCAACCGUAAGUAUCAACUGUCUUCUGAAACAUUCUGAAACAUUCCUUUAUCCUUAUACCAUUGCAGAGGGCAUGGUUAUAUAUCCAAUAUUGAUAGGUAAAAUUGCAACACAUUACGAUCUUAUGAGCAAUUAAUUGUUCACUUGUAUUUAUGUUUACUCAUUCUCCAGUAUAAGCAGUUAAAGAUUUAUUUAAGUACAAAAUAUAAUUUUAAGAGAAGUAAUUUAUUUGUAAACUUACAAUAAGUUUUAUAAAUGUGAAGAUUAAAUUUUCAUUAUAAUUAAUUUGUAUGCCCCCCUUCGAAGAAGAGGGGGUAUAUUGUUUUGCUCAUGUCGGUCGGUCGGUCCGUCCACCAGAUGGUUUCCGGAUUAUAACUCAAGAACGCUUACGCCUAGGAUCAUGAAACUUCAUAGGUACAUUGAUCAUGACUCGCAGAUGACCCCUAUUGAUUUUGAGGUCACUAGGUCAAAGGUCAAGGUCACGGUGACCUGAAAUAGUAAAAUGGUUUCCGGAUGAUAACUCAAGAAUGCUUAUGCCUAGGAUCAUGAAACUUCAUAGGUACAUUGAUCAUGACUAGCAGAUGACCCCUAUUGAUUUGCAGGUCACUAGGUCAAAUGUCAAGGUCACGGUGACACGAAAUAGUAAAAUGGUUUCCAGAUGAUAACUCAGGAACGCUUAUGCCAAGGAUCAUGAAACUUCAUAGGUACAUUGAUCAUGACUCGCAGAUGACCCCUAUUGAUUUUAAGGUCACUAGGUCAAAGUCAAGGUGACCCGAAAUAGUAAAAUGGUUUCUGGACGAUAACUCAAGAACGCUUAUGCCUAGGAUCAUGAAACUUCAUUGGUACAUUGAUCAUGACUCGCAGAUGACCCCUAUUGAUUUUUAGGUCACUAGGUCAAAGGUCAAGGUCAUUUGGAAAAAGUUAUGAGCUAUUGUCAUCACCUUGGCGUGGGCGUCUGGUUAAGUUUUGUGUUUAGGUCCACUUUUCUCAUAAAGUAUCAAAGCUAUUGCAUUCAAACUUGGUACACUUAUUUACAAUCAUGAGGGGACUGGGCAGGCAAAUUUAGAUAACUCUGGCGUGCAUUUUGACAGAAUUAUUUGCCCUUUUUAUACUUAGACAAUUUGGUUAAGAAAAAAGUAUACUUUUUGCAAUUGGGAAUAUAGCCAAAUUUCGGCUAUAAAAUCGGGCCAAAAAAAACCCCUGUCUAGGAUCAUGAAACUUCAUAGGUACAUUGAUCAUGACUGGCAGAUGACCCCUAUUGAUUUUCAGGUCACUAGGUCAAAGGUCAAGGUCACAGUGACUAGAAACUGUAAAAUGUUUUCUGGGUGAUAACUCAAGAAUACUUAGGCCUAGGAUCAUGAAUCAUAGGUACAUUUAUCUUGACUUGCAGAUGACCCCUAUUAAUUUUUAGCGAGGCUGUUUUUGGAGAAAACCCGAGCUAUUGUCAUAGCCAGCUCGUCGUCCAACGUCCGCCGUCCACCGUAGGCGUCGUGCUAAAACCUUAACAUUGGCCAUAACUUUUUAAAUAUUGAAUAUAGCACCUUGAUAUUUGGCAUGCAUGUGUAUCUCAUGGAGCUGCACAUUUUGAGUGGUAAAAUUUUAAGGUGAACAUUAUCCUUCAAGGUCUAGGGUCGAAAAAACAAAGUCAAGGGAAGUAAUAAGCUUUAAAUGGACAAAGUUAUCUGACCUGCCCACGUAUAUAUUUUUGUUAAAUAAAUCAAAGCGGCGCAUUGUGGUAAAAGGUCAAGGUCAUCCUUUACGGUCUACGGUAAAAAAUGCAGAUUUAAGGGAAGUGAUAAGCUUUAAAAAGGGAGAAAAUUAUUCAAUAUUGAACAUAGCCACUUUAUAUAUUUGGCAUGCAUGUGUAUCUCAUGGAGCUGCACAUUUUGAGUUGUGAAUCUAUAGUCACGGUAGUGGCUUUUAAUUAUUUGCUACUAAAAAUAGAGAUUUGUUACAGACAAUUAUUUUCAAGGGAAGUAAUUAUAUAACUAUAAAUCUCAUAUUAUAUAUUUCCUUACCAAGAAUUGAAGUUCUUUUCACAGUUACAGUACAGAUGUAUUAUUUUGAUUAUUUAUAACCCAAAUGAUUAAUUUGUCAAAGUUUUUUUUAAAUGAUAUAAUUAUAAUUUCUUUGAUGUUCAUACCUGUGGACUUAUGUCCAUAGAUACAUGAUCAACUCUGGCUAUGAACCUUUUAAACCACAGGCCUUGGUUGUCAGUGAUGUCUGACAUGGUCAUAAUUGACUGUGAGACCCCCCCCCCCCCUAGUUGGAUUGGACAAAAUUUAAGGGAAGUAAUUUUAUGGAAAAAAAAACAACUCUGGCUAUGAACCUUUUAAACCACAGGCCUUGGUUGUCAGUGAUGUCUGACAUGGUCAUAAACUCAUAAUUGACUGUGAGACCCUCCCCACCCCCCUCCCCCCGGUUGGAUUGGACAAAAUUCAAGGGAAGUAAUAACCUUUAAAGGGAGAUGAUUUCUAUACCUGCCAAAUGAUAAAUAUAAAUUUUAUUUCAAGGCGGCGCAGUAGGGGGCAUUGUGUUUCUGACAAACACAUCUCUUGUUGGGUAACUAGGUCAAAGGUCAAGGUCACUGUGACCACAAAUAAAUUGUUGUGAGGUGAUACAUGAUCAUACAUGCUAUCUUUUCUAACAUAGGUUGUUCACUUGCCCAGUAUUUUGCCUACAUAUUUUAUGUCUGCAUUUUACUGUUAAAAUAAUAUGUGCAAUAAAUUGUUUAAAAACUCA
Molecule: messenger RNA, 8661 nt
Organism: Dreissena polymorpha
Lineage: Eukaryota; Metazoa; Mollusca; Bivalvia; Myida; Dreissenidae
Product: rabenosyn-5-like
Exons: 16
Coding region: 145-2697 (850 amino acids)
Molecular function (GO): metal ion binding
Source: RefSeq, a predicted model, not a curated record